UAAAUAAAGCCUUAUGCACUUUUUACUCUAUCACCACUCUAACCAAAAGCACAUGCCAGCAUCCUCUGACCUGUUUCCCUUAUCUUUCUUCCUCUAUUAAUUUAUUGCUCUCUUUCCACCAAGUUUCCCUCAGCUUGUUUUUUUUUCUUCUUCUUCUUUCUAUAUAUAGUUUUCUAGAUUUGGUUCUUUUUGAGCCGAUCUGGAGGACUUGGUUUGGAACUUCAGUUGAAGGUUAUUGAGCAAAGCUUCUUCUUCUUCUUCUUUUUCUUCUUCACUUGGUCAAUUCGAGGCAACUUCCAGCUUUUUGGUGGAUAGAAUACUUGGUCUGGGUCUUUUGCUAGAAGAUUUGAAAGAAAUAGUUAGUUCUGGUUAGAGAAAAAGCAAUGGAUUCUUCUUCAUGGGUGGAUACUUCGUUGGAUCUUAAUGCUUCUGCCAGGUCCCUACGACUUGGGACACCGAAGAAGGAGUCGACUAGCAACUUAAUUGUGUUUGGGAAGAAGCUUUCGGCGACAGAAGAGACUGGUGCUUUAGUGGAAGAAUUGAACCGUGUAAGUGCAGAAAACAAGAAGCUAACAGAAAUGUUGACAGCAAUGUGUGAGAGCUACAAUGCUUUGCAAAGCCAGUUGAUGCAUUUAAUGAGCAAGAACCCUGAAAAGGAGUUUAGCCCUUCAAAGAAAAGAAAGUCUGAAAGCAGCAACAACAAUGAUAAUAAGUUUGGCAUCAUUGGAAAUUCAGAGAGCAGCUCAACUGAUGAAGAGUCAUGCAAGAAACCAAGAGAAGAAAUUAUCAAGGCCAAAAUUUCAAGAGUUUCUGUCAGGACUGAAGCAUCUGAUACCAGUCUUGUUGUAAAGGAUGGAUAUCAGUGGAGAAAAUAUGGACAAAAGGUUACCAGGGAUAAUCCUUCCCCAAGAGCUUACUUCAAAUGCUCUUUUGCACCAAGCUGCCCUGUCAAGAAGAAGGUGCAAAGAAGCGUUGAAGAUCAGCUUGUUCUAGUUGCAACUUAUGAAGGCGAACACAACCAUCUCCCCCCGUCUCAAAUGGAAGCAACAUCAGGUUCAAGCCGCUGUAUGACCCUUGGUUCAGUCCCUUGUUCAGCCUCACUUAAUUCAUCUGGACCAACCGUUACUCUAGACCUCACAAAAUCUAAGUCCAGUACUGAUGAAGCUAGAAACUCUAAGUCCAAAAUGGAGUCACCAGAAGUCAGACAAUAUUUGGUGGAGCAGAUGGCAUCUUCUUUGACAAAAGACCCCAAUUUCACAGCAGCACUCGCAGCAGCCAUAUCGGGAAGAAUGUUUUCAACAAAGUCCAAUUGAAAGAAUGGAUAAAAUAUCAUCAACAUAGAUCAAUUAGAUUUCUCUUCUUCUUCUUCUUUUCUUUCCUUUCCCUUUUAGGAUUUGUCUUGCUGGGAAAAUAUUCCAGCUGACAAAGAGUUGUAUGAUUUUAUGAGCAAAGUAGAUGGUUAUGAACUUAGAAUGUUGUAAAUACAACAUUGCAAAAGAAUUGGGAAAAAGACAACAAAAAAAGAAAAACGAAAAAUAGAAUUUGGAAUCUGUUCAAGCAUCAGCCUCUUGUAAAUAUUCUUUGAAAUUGAGUAUCAACAUCAAGUGUUAUGUUCAAAAAAGAAAAA
Molecule: messenger RNA, 1627 nt
Organism: Theobroma cacao (cacao)
Lineage: Eukaryota; Viridiplantae; Streptophyta; Magnoliopsida; Malvales; Malvaceae
Gene: WRKY40
Product: WRKY DNA-binding protein 40
Biological process (GO): regulation of DNA-templated transcription
Molecular function (GO): sequence-specific DNA binding; DNA-binding transcription factor activity
Source: RefSeq, a predicted model, not a curated record